CCUAAGGUCACACGCACUGGCAUCCCAAGACGCGUGUCAUUCCGAGUCCUGACGUUCAUGUUGCCGUCUCUAUCCCAAGGAAGGAAUAGCAAGUAAUAUUACGUAGCGCUCGCGGUUUGUGCCAGUUUGGCACUUUUUGUCGACGCAGGCAGGCAGGCAGGCAGGCACGGACAGGGGCAAUCCUGGGGGGCUUCCGACAAACGUGCAGCUACGACUUACCCAGCAAAUUCUGAGCGCACACAUCAAUCAAUAUGCAGCUAUCUCUAUCUCCGGCAUUUUCUGUGGCCCCGAAGCCCGUGUCUUGCAAGCGUACCGUGUCGCUCGCUGCGCCUAGGUCGCGCUAUGGUGUGCCCCGUCGCCUUUCCAUGGUCCGCGCGACUGACGACGCUUCGGACCCGGUGCCCAAGGCCAAAUCCGGCGCUUCCACUGACGCCGACAUGUUUGCCAGCAAGGAUCUGAUUGAGGACGUGUUGGACACAAGCGAGCUGGGCAGCCGCGGCGAGGGCUGGUUCGUGGCGCAGCUGGCCGCGUUUGCAGUGCUGCUGUUCCCGCCCGCGGGGCUGACGGGAGCAGUGGACUCGCUGGCGCUGCUCUGCCUGGUGUCGGGCCUCACGCUUGCCUCCAUCUCGCUGUACAACCUGGGCCCCAGCCUCAGCCCGCUGCCCAAGCCGCGCAAGAACCACGCCCUCGUCACCGACGGCCUCUACGCCCUGAGCCGCCACCCCAUGUACGGCGGCGUGCUGCUGGCGGCGCUGGGGCUGUCCGUGCUCAGUCACAACGAGACACGCCUGCUCACGACCAUCGGGCUGUGGUGGAUCCUGGACAACAAGGCCAACCUGGAGGAGAAGGCGCUGGAGGAGCUGUACCCCGAGUACCCGCAGUACAAGGCCAAGGUGAAGAAGUUUAUCCCCUACCUGUUAUAAUGGACCUGGUUCCGGGGCCACCGCGGUGGUUAAAUAUCUGCAGUCUCCCAAGCAUGAUGUCAGCCAGUCAUUGCGUGCAGCGGCGGUAGACAGCGUGUUGCAGCGUGUUGCAAGCGGCUGCGCAGUGAUUGUUGUCGCGUCAAAAGCUGGUACCCCUUUGUGUUCCAGUGGGCAGUCGUGAGAGCGUGGUGAUAGUCUAGCCCACCAAGGCUCGGCAUGUGACGUACUGCUGUGCAGCUCUAGUUCUUGAGUGCUACAGGGUGGGCAAGGCGGGCCGGGUGGGGCGCUGCUCCUGUGUUUGUGGUGCGCUCCGCUCCUGUCCACUGCGAUCCUGUGCGUGACGGGGGCACUGGGGCAUGUACGGUAAUCCGGACCGGUGCGCCGCCAGGCGGGACCGUGCAGUUGUAAGGUGUGGCUCAA
This is a messenger RNA of Chlamydomonas reinhardtii, 1343 nucleotides long. RefSeq lists its product as uncharacterized. The transcript is spliced from 10 exons. NCBI's taxonomy places the organism in Eukaryota, Viridiplantae, Chlorophyta, Chlorophyceae, Chlamydomonadales, Chlamydomonadaceae. The coding region runs from base 252 to 923 and encodes 223 amino acids. The record is from RefSeq and is a predicted model, not a curated record. Gene Ontology annotation, molecular function: protein C-terminal S-isoprenylcysteine carboxyl O-methyltransferase activity. Gene Ontology annotation, biological process: C-terminal protein methylation. Gene Ontology annotation, cellular component: endoplasmic reticulum.